This is a messenger RNA of Eurypyga helias (sunbittern), 809 nucleotides long. RefSeq names its product armadillo repeat containing 10 (gene ARMC10). The transcript is spliced from 5 exons. Lineage: Eukaryota; Metazoa; Chordata; Aves; Eurypygiformes; Eurypygidae. Gene Ontology annotation, cellular component: mitochondrion. The record is from RefSeq and is a predicted model, not a curated record. The annotation marks the transcript as partial.
CGUUUCACUUUUUUACACUCACAGACAACAUUCCUCCAGCGUCGGCCCACACCACGGAUGCAGAUGCUCUACAGAAACUUAUUCAUUUGCUCCAGGCCACAGAUGAUCCAUUAAUUCAAGAGCAAGCUUUAAUCACUCUCAGCAACAGUGCUGCCUUCUCUGUAAAUCAAGAUAUAAUCCGAAAUUUGGAUGGCCUUUCUGUUAUUGGAAGGAUGCUCUCAGACUGUGUUCCCAAAGUUAAAGAAAAAGCACUAAAUGCACUUAAUAAUUUGAGUAUGAAUAUUAAAAAUCAGAAAGAGAUACAGGUAUAUAUUACACAAGUCUGUAGGAACGUUGAGUCAGCUCCCCUGAACUCUGAUCUGCAGCUCGCUGGGCUCAGAUUGUUGACAAAUAUGUCUGUCACCAGUGACUACCACCAUAAGAUGAUGAGCUCAGUUCCGUGCUUUCUUCAUCUGCUUUCAGAAGGAACGGAAAGGACACAGAUUCAAGUUUUGAAAGUACUCGUGAACUUAUCUGCAAACCCAGCCAUGACAAGACACCUUCUCAGAGCUCAAGUGCCAUCACUGCUGUUACUUUUUGACACCUGUAUAAACAGAGACAUUCUGCUUAGAGCGCUGGCAUUUGCUGCAAACUUGAAAAAGAACGUGAACGAUGAAGAUGUCGCUGUGAUUCAGGACCAAUACAGUGAAGAUUCAAUUUUCUCUACGCUCUGCAGGGACUCUACCUCAUUCGCUCAGAAACUGGCGUCUUUGCUGCAUCACCCUGAUGCAGAAGUGAAAGAGCAGGUCGUGAGAAUAUUAACACAAUAG